Messenger RNA from Apis cerana (Asiatic honeybee), 3330 nucleotides. Its product is annotated as ribosome biogenesis protein NOP53. Gene Ontology annotation, cellular component: nucleolus. Gene Ontology annotation, molecular function: 5S rRNA binding. The record is from RefSeq and is a predicted model, not a curated record. Gene Ontology annotation, biological process: rRNA processing; ribosomal large subunit assembly. NCBI's taxonomy places the organism in Eukaryota, Metazoa, Arthropoda, Insecta, Hymenoptera, Apidae.
GUUUGAAUUUGUUCGUGGUUGGUCGGCGUUAUAAUCGAUGCUCUGCGGUUUGACUUGGUUAGUGUUUUUUUGUUAACUUAUUAACAAAAUUGAAACGAAUAUUUUUUUUGGAAAAAUAUUAUUUAAAAUUACAUCAGGAAUCUCUAAUUAACAGAUAUUCCUAUAUUUUGAAGACUCUAUAUAUAAUUUACAAAUUGAACUUUCGAAAAAAAAAUCUUCAAAGUUCUAUGUCCCUAGAAAUAAAGUUUAAAAAAAAUAGAUGUAUGUUUUAUUUUCGACAAGAGACAAUCAGAAUUAUCAAAAAUAAAAAAAUUUGAAACAUGACAUUGUCAAGAUAUUUUCUUUAAUAAAUAUAAGGAAUUUUUCUUGCAACUCUAAUUUCAAGCUGUGAAUUGAAAAUCACAUUAUAAAGCUAAAUAUUGUAGUGAAUGAUAAGUUUUAUUGAUCACGAUAAAAUGCCGACAAUUAAAACGAAGAAACGUAAAGUUUCUAAAAAAACAAAAAAAGCGUGGCGUAAAUAUACAGAUACAAAAGACGUUGAAAAAUUUUUGGAAAAUUCACAAUUAGAAGAAAGGUUAGGUUCUUUCGCGAUUCACAAGGAUUCAGAAUUGUUCAGUAUUUCUACAGCACCUGAAAUACUUUCAAAGCAAAAACGUCGAGAAUUAUUAAAAUUGAAAGAACCACGAUGUUUUAAUAUUUUAAAACCUCAUACAGCCGUUCCAGAUCCAAUAACAAAAAGAAAUCGUGUAAGAACUAAAGAAGAAAGAAAAAAUGCAUUAGUUUUAAAAAAAGAAGCUAUCAGAAAGUCUCAAAAUAUUUUGACAUUAAAAGAAAAGUUAAGAUUGAAAAACAAAAUGAUUGCAGCAAAAAAAAAAUUAAAUAAACCAAAAAGAGAUGAAUUUAAUACAAAUAUAUGGAAAGAAAAAAUUACAAAAGACAUUAAUAUUGAUUGGAUGUCUUCAGACACAAUCAGACAUACAUUAACACAUUUUGGAAUAAAAAAAAAGAGAGUACCUUCUUCUUUGCACAAAAAACCUUCUAAUAUUCCAGCAGUUGAAGCUCCUCAUCCAGGUACAUCCUAUAAUCCUUCAUUUGAAGAUCAUCAAAAGUUAUUACAUGAAGUGGCUCAAAAAGAAAUGGAACUUAUAAAAGAAGAAGAACAUCUAAACAGAGUUACCACAAAAAUGUUCAAAAAGGUUUCACCUAAAGAAAAAGAAAAUAACUUGAUAAAAGAAAUGUCAGAAGGUCUCAAAUUAGAAGAUAAUCAAGAUUUUAAUGAAGAUGAAGAUAAUAAUCCAAUAGUAAAAUCUAUAAAUCCACCUGUUAAAAAUCAAAAAAAAACUCGUGUGCAAAGACGUAAACAAAAAGAACAGAAAAAUUUAGUACAUAAAAAGCAACAAGAAAAAGUAGAGAAAAAAAAGAUUUCAGAUAUAUAUAAAUUAAGACUAUUAGAUAAACAGUUAGCUGCUAAAGAAAACAAAGAAAAAGUAUUACAAAAAAAGAGAUUAAAGAAGAAAAUACUUAAAACAAUGGGCACUAAAACUCUUAGUAAAGUUAAAUUUGAACCUUUAGAACUUGAUUUUAAAUUAGGUUCAGAAUUAACUGGAAAUUUGCGGAAUUCUGAACCAAUAGGUAAUCUAUUGAAAGAUAGAUUUAAAUCUCUUCAACAGAGAAAUAUCAUUGCUCCUGCUAAUAUCAGAUUAAAACGAGACAAAGCUAAAGUGAAACGUUUUAUAAAAUCAGACCAUAAAAUUGAUGUGACGAAAGUAAAAAAUUAAAAUAAUUUAUAAAUAUAAAUUUUUAAUAAAUAUAAGUUAAAUAAUAAAGAUAAUAAACUUAUUCAAUCAGAUAUCAAAGAUCUUUUGUUGAGACCAUAAAUUUUGUAAUUCAAGUAGAUAAAAUGUAUAAAUAGAGGGAAAAACAUAGAUAUAAAUCAAAAAUUGAACAAUCAGCAAAAUGUCUCGAAUUUAUUAAACGUUCUGGAUUAUUUUAAGUCUAUGAACGAAUAUAUAUAAUAUAUAGUAUAUAAUAUAGAAUACAAAUGUAUAGUAAUAUUUACUUUAGCAUUCGCAAUUAGGAUCGAAAAUAAAAUUCUAAAAAAGAAUAAAAUGUAAGAUAUUAAUGUGAAGUAUUAAUAAUCGACACAUGUAAAAUGGAAAACGUCGAAUUUUAUUUUUCGGCAUUAAUAGUUUAUAAUUGAGCAAAAAAAAAAAAAAAGAAAUAACUGUAAGUAACAUAUCAUAUAUUCAACAAAAUAUAUAAAUUCAAGCAUUAAAUGUUUAAUUUGAAAACGUCAAAAAAUUAUAAAGUUUUCAAAAAUUGAUAAGUAUAGCGACGAAUAUUUAAGUACUUAAAAUUUAAGUAGGCAAAAAGCCGGAUACAAAAAUAAGCAUCACUAUAAUAUUAAAUAAUAUCACUUAUGUUAGAAAAUAAAAUAUAUUAAAAUAUAUAAAAUCUGUAAUAUAAUAUAUUAGAGUAUUCCAUAAGUUUCUUUCGCAUAACGCUAGGCAUGGCUUUAAAUGACUAUAUUUAUAUAAACAUGCAGUCUUAUUUAUUAAAGAUUAAAGAUUAAAGAUGCCGUCUAUGGGAUCUUUUUCAGUCGUCUCAGAGCUCUUUUAAAUUACGUUAAUGAUAUAAUCUCUUUUAAAGUUUUUUCUAUAUUGUUCAAUAUGGAUAACUAAAGAUAGCAUUUACGCCAUGUUAUGCUUCAUUGCUUUAAAAAAGGUAAUAGUAAGAUAAAAGGUAAAAAACAAAUGAUAUUGCAAACGAGAUUUGUAUCGUUUACGGAAAUGAUGCUACGAUUAUUACGACCAUCCGCAAUUGAUUUAAGAGAUUUAGAGCUGAUAAUUUUGACUUAAAAGAUGACUUAAAAGAAGACCGCAGCCGUAGCAAUGACGGAUACAGAUCUUAUCAAGAUCAUGCUUGUUGAAAAUUCGCGAGAGAUAAUGGAUGUCACUAAUAUUUUCAGAAUAACGGUACAUAAUCACCUAAUGAUUUUAUAUCAAUCGAUGUGAAGUUUGGAUUUCACAGCUAUUAAUGGAGACCAGCCUUAUAAAUCGCGUCUUUAUGUGUGAUUUACUUCUUCAGUGAUAUGAAAGAGAUCCUUUCUUGAAGAAACUGGAUACGAGAUUUGGAUUUUGUAUCAAAAUGUGCAUCGAAAACGUAUUUUGUCCAAGGAUAAUAGACCUUUAACUGUCGCGAAACCUGGAUUUCACCCGAAAAAAGUUCUUUUGUCCAUUUGGUGGAAUUGGAAAUGUCUACUAUCCUUCUUCCACAAGAUGAAACCAUUAAUUCUAUUAAAUAUUAUAAUCAACUUGAUAAAUUGAAAAC